AUGCCCCGUCGUCAUCAGUUGCUUGAUCAAAAGAAGAGUCGUGAACGAAAUCGACGACGAUUUGAAAGGAACGCGACGGCAGACGAGGGAAACACAAAAUCAGGUGAGGGGUCCAAUGGUUGCCGAUCAAUCGCAGGAACGAGAAUGAAGAAAGCGGACGAGAACGAACAAUUGAUGGGUCGAAAGGCAGCACGAAGGUUCGUCGCUCGACUCGCCAUCGGCGAUGGCCUCCGGCGUUCGACUAGACUGAAGAAGCAGAAGGAUCAAAGCAGCGAGGUGGCAAUGACCUCGGACGAGAAGGAAGAGACGAAGCAGCGGGACUACUCGUCUUCUGUCUUGGAAGUAGUUGCGAAGGGGAAAGAGGUCCGAUGGCGGUCUGGGAGGUUUCGCGAGCAGCAGCAUCGACGAUAA
Messenger RNA from Lactuca saligna, 411 nucleotides. NCBI's taxonomy places the organism in Eukaryota, Viridiplantae, Streptophyta, Magnoliopsida, Asterales, Asteraceae. The record is from the annotation of a GenBank genome assembly.